Molecule: messenger RNA, 1179 nt
Organism: Chaetomium fimeti
Lineage: Eukaryota; Fungi; Ascomycota; Sordariomycetes; Sordariales; Chaetomiaceae
Product: short chain dehydrogenase reductase
Exons: 4
Coding region: 278-1045 (255 amino acids)
Molecular function (GO): oxidoreductase activity, acting on the CH-OH group of donors, NAD or NADP as acceptor
Source: RefSeq, a predicted model, not a curated record
ACCGACCGCCCGAGGUUGACCAAUCACACAAGCUUAUAAAUCGUGGACAGUCUUGAUCAAUUUGUUGUGUGGGUCGACUAUGGCCGUUGGUAGGUUGCCUGGCUUACAAAUUCGAAAGGACUGAGCGUGGUGCAAACAAACAGCAAGAACCAAGAACUUAGUAUAGGUGUAUAAUAAAGGAACGGAUUUGAAGAUAUCGACUCUCUCCAACACCCUUCAAUGACCAAGCAAACACAGCACAUCACACCAUCAUCCACAUUCACACAUUAAACUUACAAUGACUUCAGUCCUCAUCACUGGCGCUUCUCGGGGCUUCGGGCUUGCCCUGGCUCGUGAGCUUGCUUCUCGUCCAGCCUCCAGCAUUGGCAAGAUCUUUGCGACAGCACGCGGUGAUUCCGCUGCCUUAAACGAGCUCGCCCAGAAGCUCCCUGACCGGGUUGUCCUCGUUCAGCUUGAUGUUACCAACCAAGACUCCAUCAAGAAAGCAGCAGCCGAAGUCCAAACGAAGCUCGGCGGCAAGGGGCUGGACGUUCUGAUCAACAAUGCCGGAGUGUGCCAAUAUGUGUCUGGGGGCGUCCCGACAAUGGAUAACCUCGAGGAGAGCUUCACCAUCAAUGUCCUCGGCGUUCAUUGGGUCACCCGUGAGUUCCUGCCACUACUAAAGAAGGGCAGCCUCAAGAAGGUUGCCAACAUCUCAACCACCAUGGGCUCCAUUACCCUGGCUGGAGCGGCGGCCGCCCUCCCGGCGCCCGCCUACAAGAUCUCGAAGGCGGCUAUGAACGCGCUUACCGUUCAGUACGCUCUUGAGUUCGAAAAGGAAGGCUUUUCCUUCAUCGCCCUCUGCCCCGGCUGGUUGAAAACCGAUCUGGGAGGCGGCGACAUGGCCGACUUGACUGCCGAGGAGGGGGCCAAGGCUUCAUUGGACAUUCUCUUCAAAGAGGGCCAGGUGUACAACGGUCAGCUUCCAAAGGUUUUUGUAAAGGGCUGGGAGCAUCCCCAGGAGGGACGGUGGAACGUUUAUGACGGGACCAACGCUCCGUGGUAGUCUGUGUCUCUACACCUCGAGCCUCCCAUUGUCCACGGACCACAGGCCACAGCUGUACCGAGAUUAUGCUCGUGCGAAAUAAAAAAAGGUUUCUCAACACAACGUAGUACCAAGUAUCGGCUGUUUUCUUCCCU